This is a messenger RNA of Rubroshorea leprosula, 894 nucleotides long. Lineage: Eukaryota; Viridiplantae; Streptophyta; Magnoliopsida; Malvales; Dipterocarpaceae. The record is from the annotation of a GenBank genome assembly.
GAAUACAAAUUUUAUAAAUAAAAAAAUAAAAAUCGAUAAAUUUGAUUAUUAAUUAAUCAAAAUAUAAUGUGAUUUAUUCUAACGGAAAAAAAAAAAAAAGCCGACUAUUUUCUCACCUUAAAAGCUACAUACUGUCCUUGCUCUUGCUCUCUUCCCUCACGCAAGCAAAACCCUAGCUAGAGCCAGAAUUCUGUUUUGGAAGUAUCAAAUCUCUGAGAAUUUGAUAUGGCUACAAAACGGAUCAACAAGGAGUUGAAGGACUUGCAGAAGGACCCACCCGUCUCUUGUAGUGCAGGACCUGUUAGUGAUGACAUUUUCCACUGGCAAGCGACAAUUAUUGGUCCGGCUGAUAGCCCUUAUGCUGGUGGUGUGUUCAAUGUGACAAUACACUUUCCUCCGGACUAUCCUUUCAAACCUCCUAAGGUGUCUUUCAAGACAAAAGUUUAUCACCCCAACAUAAACAGCAGUGGCAGUAUCUGCCUCGACAUUCUCAAAGAGCAGUGGAGUCCUGCACUUACAGUUUCUAAGGUUCUAUUGUCAAUAUGCUCGCUGCUGACAGAUCCCAAUCCUGAUGAUCCUCUGGUGCCUGAGAUUGCACAGAUCUACAAGAAUGAUAAAGCCAAGUUUGAAGCAACUGCUCGAAGCUGGACACAGAAAUAUGCCAUGGGCUAGAAGGAGCUCUUGCUUUACCUGCUUAGUGAUCAAAAUGACUUUCUUAUCACUUUACUAUUCUCUUAAUAAACACAGAAAGAAAAGAUAGAACUCAAAGUGGCCUUGCGUUAUGAUCAUAUCUUCUAUAAUUUUCUCUUAGUUCAUGAAGCUUUGGAACGGUGAAAAUGCUUGUUUAAUUUAUAAUUCAUGCACGAGUUACCAUUAUAAAACUAAAGUCUGUUA